Messenger RNA from Andrographis paniculata, 1434 nucleotides. Its product is annotated as WUSCHEL-related homeobox 1-like. The transcript is spliced from 4 exons. The coding region runs from base 223 to 1251 and encodes 342 amino acids. Gene Ontology annotation, biological process: plant organ development. Lineage: Eukaryota; Viridiplantae; Streptophyta; Magnoliopsida; Lamiales; Acanthaceae. Gene Ontology annotation, molecular function: DNA-binding transcription factor activity; DNA binding. The record is from RefSeq and is a predicted model, not a curated record.
UCUUUUACCUUCUUUCUGUUUCUACACAAAUUUUCAUACCACAAAUAACAAACAAAACCUAACCAAACCAGAUAUAUAGAAACACCUGCAUAGGGAACUACCCUCAUCUCAUCCAUCCCUUCUUUCCCAAAAACCCUAAUUUCAGGAAAACAAAAAAAAAAAAAACCAAACCCUAAUUUCCCCAAAUUCCAAACUUUCUUGAUCACAAAUUAGGUCAAAACUAUGUGGAUGACAAGAGGAUACACCGGCGCCGCCGACGAACACUUCACCGCCAUUCAAGAUUCCUUCGCCGGCCGGAGGCUCCGGCCCCUCAUGCCGAGACCGGCCGCGAUCUACGGCCACGAUCUUCUUGCCCUAAACCAUCACUUAAUUGGUGAGUCUCAACAAAAGCAUCAACAAGUCGUAGUAAGUUCGCGAUGGAACCCUACGCCGGAGCAGCUACAAACCCUAGAGGAAUUAUACCGGAGGGGUACCCGAACCCCAUCUGCCGACCAAAUUCAGCACAUCACUUCCGAGCUACGGCGCUACGGCAAGAUCGAGGGCAAAAAUGUCUUUUACUGGUUUCAGAAUCACAAGGCGAGAGAACGUCAGAAGCGCCGCCGUCAGCUGCCGCCGGAUCACUCCUCCGACGAGCAAUGCAGCCAUGGAGACAACAAGAAAGACUCAUCAAGUGCAGCAGGAGCAGGAAACAGAAGAGCAAUUGAAGUUGAAAAGACCAAGAACUGGGCAUCUUCUACAAUGGCAGAGGCAUUUAAUUAUGAUCAGAGAAGUGCUUCAGCAGAAUCUAAAGGGCUACUGAUCGAUGGAGACAUGACUGUAGACUCCCGACACCAUAGGAAUGCCACGUGGCAGCCAACGGAUAAUUUGUCUUAUUCUGCCGCCGCCGCCACCACCACCGCCACCGCCGCCCCCCUAAUUAUCAACAGCAACCCCUCUUCCUCUACUUCCACUUCCUCUAUUGCCAUUGCAGAUGCCAAUUUAGGCACUGUUCAUUCAGAAAUGACGCAUUUUGUUGACAAGAAUAGUCUUGAUUCUAUCUGCGUAUUUGUCGAAGCCCUUUGCGACCGAUAUAGGGAUGAGGAUGAGGCCGAGGCACAAACUCUUCAAUUGUUCCCUCUUCGGGGCGAUGAGGAGAACAAAAACGAGGAUGAAAUUGAAGAUUGGAUUAGGGUUCCGGAUCCGGAUAGGGUGGGAGUUGCGAAUGAUGUUGCCACUUAUCAAUUCUUCGAGUUUCUUCCGAUGAAGGAUUGAAUUUUAUUUUUAUUUUUAUUUUUUUUGUGUGUGUUAUUUGAAGAUGAUUAAUAAUAGAAUUUUAGAGAACGAUAUAUGAUGUGAUUGCAUAUUGGGUGAAUUGGGAUUCGCUUGACGCGAAAGAAUUUUAUUUUCUUAAAAUGCGCCUUGUUGAAGAGCUCGAGCUUGGUUUGUAUUCGUUCG